AGUAAACACGAUGUGGGCCAAGGACCGUGACCUGUGUAUACACUUUCCGAUACCUUCAGAACAAGAGUUCCAACGGCUUUUAAGUGUAGAAUUCAAACUUAUCAUUUCAGACGUAGAAGAUUAACGCGACAAAGGACGACUGCUUUAGUGCUUUCUCUCUUAUUCGCGUUGCACGCGCGUACUGUGUCUCUCUCGAGCCACGGCGUUUUGAACGAAAUUCCCAGAUAAUUUUCGUCGCCUUCAUCGGCAUCACUGACGGACGCUGUGAUAACGGGGACAGCUGAUAAAUUGUUAUUGUUCGAGAACGUUCGCGUUUUAUUAAUAAUAAAAAAAAAAAAACUAGGUAAGAUAUUCCAAUUCUCGUCGUUACUUUUUAGUAUUGUUUUGCAAUAUUUUCCUUUCUAUCCUACAGAAAUAUUCAUGUCAAAAAUACAGAUGCGAUUUUAAAUAGUUCAUAAUUAUUUAUAUUCGACAAUUGUUUUGUAAACCACCAGUAAGACAACAUUCAAAUUUCGGCGUCCACUGCGCUGUCCACGGUUUCAAAUCUCUACUCGCAAGGUUUGAUAGACUCAAUACAUUCCAUUAAUUAUCCAUCGAUAGUAAAGAACUUUUAUUUUUGCUCCUGAUAUAAUUGUAUUUUAACUAUGUCCUACGACUUCUCGUUCUUUUCUACAACGUUGCUGAUCGACUUGCAUAGGUUGUGAACAAUUUGAUCGUUCUCAAUAUUAUGUACCAAACCGAGCGCCAACUAAUUCCGAUCAAGUUCAGACACAAAGAGGAACGGGUCCCAGAGUCCCUGUUCUGCCUGUGUCUGAAGUAUGUGGCACGGAACUUGGACACGCUGUGUACGGAGAUGCCUAAUGGUUAUACACUGCACGAUGGAUUAGCUCUUCCAAGUGAGAUAUGUGAACCAUUCAUCGAGACUUAUCAGAGCAAUGGUGGCGAGAUUUUCGACCAUUUUGCUCAUUUGUUCAAAGACGUUACUAAGACGAACCUAAGAUCAGUACACAUAAGUAACUCGAGUAUUACAGAUGAUGGCCUUGAAUACCUGUUGUGUCAUGACCUAUAUGAACUUACACUCACUAAUUGUCAGAAUCUCACGCACAAAACGUACAUGAACAUAUUCAAACAUGCCUCCAACCUUCGUUCAUUGACCAUUGGUCCAAAUGUACAAAUAACUCCUUAUAACAAGUUGUCAAACUCUUCACUAUCUCUGGAUGAUCUCCCUUCAAGAAUCUACAAAAAAGCACCCAACCUAAGACAUUUUGUAUUACGAGCAAUUGCAGAAUCACCAUUUUCUACUGACAACAUAUUUCUGGGUGUCAUGCUCGACAAGCUUGUACAGCUGAGAGUCUUAGACCUCUCAUAUUGCUUAGGUGUUGGCAGUCUGCGUUAUUUGUGUAAGCUCACCAACUUACAUACAUUGAUACUUUUCGAUGUGCCUCAUUUGCAAAACAAUGAUGCAAUACUCAACAUCUGCUCCCUACAAACAUUGGUUGUUUUAGAUAUAUCGCAAACUGAGACUUUCCCAGAGCAAGGUGUUUACAAAGAUGAAAACAAAAUUUUAGCACUAAUUGUUAAAUGUUUACCAAAUCUUAUGUCUUUAGACAUAUCUGGUACAAAUUUAGCUGGAAAAGGUACUGCAGAACAUUCUAUGUGCGAGUCAUUGAGUGGCAGGAAGUCAGACAUUCCUGGUUUAGAGUAUCGAGUAGACAAUCCUUUAGAAUUUUUAGGUUUAUAUCAUACUCAGCACAAUGCUUGCAGGCGGCACGAUAUUCCUGCUAAAAUUAUUAGUGGUGAUGCUAACGAAGAACAGAUCUUUAAUGCUGCUGCUUCGUGUAUGGACAAACCAAAACUACUUCAAAACAUUUUAAAUGAUCUUUACCACUUGUUAAGGUAUGACCAGUGUACACAAAUUGAUCAAGCUCUUGACAUAGUAUUGGAAGCUCUUACCAGAUAUGUAAAAGAGAAACUAAUUCAAAUUUCUGGGAGUGCAACACUAUUUUACAUUGUGAAAAAUAAAGAUCGGCCAUUACUAUUAAAUGAUAUAACAGUUAAACGACGAAUUAUUACAACACUAUUAACUGGAAUGGACUAUCACAACUACGAUGAAACAAUGAUGCGGAAUGGAUGUUUGACUUUAUGCCAAUUGAGAAUACCUCAAGAUGUGAUGUUUGAGUUUAAACGUUUAGUACAAAUGUUACUACACAUUGUAUCUACUAGUGACCAUGAAGGGUUUGUCCAGAGAAUUGGUAUUUAUUUAUUAAAUUCAGUUGCAUGUCAAGUGAACAAUAAGCAAAAAAAUGAACUUGGAGAUGCUGGUGCAAUUAAGAAAAUGAUGGCAAUAAUCAAAGAUAGACUUCAUCGAAGAGUUUGUGACGAUGUUCUUGAAGUUGCUUGGUCAACAAUGUGGAAUGUAACAGAUGAAGCACCAAAGAAUUGUAAAAGGUUUCUAGAUGGAAAUGGAAUGAAAUACUUCCUUGGAUGCUUGACUACUUUUCCGGAUAAAAAUGAGUUGAUGCGUAACAUGAUGGGCUUAUUAGGCAAUGUCGCUGAAGUGAGUGAGUUGCGAUCUAGACUUAUGCAAGGACAUUUUAUCAAAGUGUUUUCUGACCUUUUAUUUUCAACACAAGACGGAAUAGAGGUUAGUUAUAAUGCUGCAGGGGUAAUUGCACAUUUGGCAUCAGAUGGUCAUAGGUCAUGGAUUAUAAAAACACCAUCAAGAUAUAAAGUAUUAGAUCGUAUGACUAAGGCCAUACAAAAUUGGAACUUGGAUGCUGAUCGAAAUAUUAAUUAUCGUUCCUUUGAGCCAAUAUUACAGCUUGCACAAGUUCGGCAUACACCUCAGUGUGCUCAUUGGGCAGCAUGGGCUUUAGCAAACCUCACCAAAGUGUACCCUGAAAAAUACUGUUCGAUUGUGAUAGCUGAAGGUGGUUUGAGAAUCAUGAGUGAACUACUUGAAGAACAUAGUCUACUUCAAGAUAAUCAACCCCCCGGGGUUAUACAUAGUCUAGCUCAAACAGUCAUUAACCAAUGUCUGAUGUAUAUGAAGAACACUGUAGAAGAAUCAUCACAGUGAAAAAUGUAUGAGAAUAUUUUCUUUCUGCGUACCGCCCAGUACCUAUAAGUUCUACCAAAAUUGAAUGUUUAAUUUAUACACUCAAACCUUAAUAUUUUUGAGAGAUGUAAUUUUAACUGUAUUGUAUUAUUUCUCAUAAUAAAAUGUUUAGAGUAUACAAUUAAUUUAGUUGACAUUUCAAUAAUAAAAAAAAAAAAUAGAACCAAAAACUAACUAAAUUGGUAAAAUUUAAUUUUUUUUUUUUUAGUACUUAUGUUAUUAUUAUUAUUAUUUAGAAAUGGUAAUGAUAAUAUUAAUAUGUGUGAAUGAUAUUUAAGAUAGAUACUAUGUUGAAUGUUAAAUGUUUAAUGUAUAUAAUAUAUAUCUAUGUGUUAUAUUUAUAUACAUAUAUACUAUAUGGAUAUAUCAUAAUUAUUAUUUAAGACGCACUGUCCUUUAUAUAUUAUACAUCAUAUAGUCUAACCAAUCUUUGAAAAUUGUUUUUAUUAUUAUUAUUAUUAUUAUUAUUAUUAUUACUUUUGUGUAUUUAAUUAUUUUGUUUUUAUAUUAUUUAAAUGAUUGUGAUCACUACUAAAAUAUCAUAAAUUAUUUGCAUUUUAUAAUAAAAAGUUAACACGCUAUACCAUUGUAAUAUUUUCCAAAACGAAUUGAUUCUCAUUAAGUUAAUAAAAUUAAAGUGAAAACUAUUUUCAAUUUGUAUGUAGUGUAACAAAAAUUAUGAAUACGUUGGGUGCAUUAUCGUGUUUGUCAUUAUACGUUCCUGUCUUCACAUAUAUAUUAUAUAUUAUCUACACAUAUUCUACCUAAACCUAAAAAAUUAUAUAACUAUAUGACUGUUAGAAUUAAUUAUUUAACUUAAAAAAUAUUAAUUAGAAUAAAAGUUAUUGACUUAGGACAAACACGGUAUAGUACGAAAUAUUUACAUACUACACUUUUUUUAAUAAUAGUGUAAACUUAAUUGAAAUUAAUAGAAUGUUAAAAACACUAUAUUGUAGCAUUUUAUUUUUGAUCUAUUAUUAUUUUAAAUAUUUUAAUGUACGUUAAAUGUAUGUUAAAUGAUGAAUUAAAAGUAUCUUAUUAGAAAACAAAAAAAAAAUAUAUCUCAGAAUUCGUUUUGGAAUAUAAAAAAAUAUUAAUAGAUUAUGUUUUGCCAGAUCCUUUUGCAUUUAUAGUACAAACUUUAAAUAUAAUCCAUUUCUAUUCUUUUAAAUAAUGUUUUUAAAUGGUAGGGUUUCAGCUUGCUAAAAAUAUUCCAGUUUUCACAUUUUAGUUUUGUUAUAUAUAAUAUAUAUUAUUAUUUUAAUAUAAUUAUUAGUUAUUUACAUAUUCACAUAUGAAAUAGGUUUUGAAGGAUGUAUUCAUUAAGUAUACACAUUAUACAAAUUAUUAUUAUGUGCGGAAUUUUAAAAUAAGUGUAGCCUGGUCUCAGAUCAUACAAAUUCACAUCCUAUACCACUACUCUACAUAUUAGUUACUUUGGUAAUCAAUUUAUUUUGGCUCUUAUUAUAAAUAAAUCUAAAACUAUUGCUAAUAAAAUUUUUAACAAAAUUGUUACAUUCCAA
This is a messenger RNA of Rhopalosiphum padi (bird cherry-oat aphid), 4641 nucleotides long. RefSeq names its product protein zer-1 homolog. Gene Ontology annotation, cellular component: Cul2-RING ubiquitin ligase complex. Bases 728 to 3079 code for a protein of 783 amino acids. The transcript is spliced from 10 exons. The record is from RefSeq and is a predicted model, not a curated record. Lineage: Eukaryota; Metazoa; Arthropoda; Insecta; Hemiptera; Aphididae.